Talaromyces marneffei is the source of this 1740-nucleotide messenger RNA. RefSeq lists its product as uncharacterized. Gene Ontology annotation, biological process: maturation of LSU-rRNA from tricistronic rRNA transcript (SSU-rRNA, 5.8S rRNA, LSU-rRNA). The record is from RefSeq and is a predicted model, not a curated record. Lineage: Eukaryota; Fungi; Ascomycota; Eurotiomycetes; Eurotiales; Trichocomaceae. Bases 1 to 1740 code for a protein of 579 amino acids. Gene Ontology annotation, molecular function: ATP binding; nucleic acid binding; RNA helicase activity. The transcript is spliced from 10 exons. Gene Ontology annotation, cellular component: nucleolus.
AUGGCAAAGGCUGAGAAACAAUCCAAGAAAAUAAAGCGCAAGCACGACGUCUCCGACGAGACCGUCAAAUCGUUAAAGAAAGCCGAAGUAAUCGAUACCUCGGAAAAGCCGAAGAAGCAAAAGACCGCAAAUCCUAAAAAGGACGACGAGGAGAACGAUGUCGAAGAACCAAUUGAUCAAGUAGAGGAGGAACAGGAAGAUGGAGAGAAAGAACAAGAGGAGGGACAAGACAACCAGCUCGAGGAUUUACCAUCGGCCAGCGCAUUGUCGCUACCACAGACCGGUGAUUCUCUACCCACUAAGUUUACGGAGUUGAAUCUUUCAGAACGCACACUUGAGGCUAUCAAGGAAAUGGGUUUCGAGACCAUGACAGAAAUUCAACAACGCGCUAUCCCGCCAUUGAUGGCUGGUCGUGAUGUUCUCGGUGCUGCCAAAACUGGAUCUGGAAAGACAUUGGCGUUUUUGAUUCCCGCGAUCGAAUUGCUCCAUAGCCUGAAGUUUAAACCCAGGAACGGCACCGGAGUUCUUAUUUUGUCGCCUACGAGAGAAUUGGCACUUCAGAUUUGGGGCGUUGCCCGUCAAUUGCUCGACAAGCACUCUCAAACCCACGGCAUCGUCAUGGGAGGAGCCAAUCGACGAGCGGAAGCCGAGAAGUUGGAGAAGGGUGUCAACCUCCUAGUCGCAACUCCUGGACGUUUGUUGGAUCAUUUGCAAAACACUAAAGGCUUCGUCUUCAAGAACCUUCGCCAAUUGGUCAUUGACGAAGCAGAUCGUAUUCUUGAAAUCGGUUUCGAAGACGAAAUGAAGCAAAUUAUGAAGAUCCUCGGCAACGGAGAGCGGCAAACAUCCCUGUUCUCUGCUACACAGACUACCAAGGUCGAAGAUUUGGCUCGAAUUUCACUGAAACCCGGUCCUCUAUACAUUAAUGUUGUCCCACGGAUGGAGAAUGCGACCGUCGACCGAUUGGAGCAGGGUUACGUUGUGUGCGAACCAGAUAAACGAUUCCUCCUACUUUUCUCCUUCCUCAAGAGAAAUUUGAAGAAGAAGAUUAUCGUUUUCCUUUCGAGCUGUAAUUCCGUUAAUUACUACUCUGAGUUAUUAAACUAUAUUGAUCUUCCGGUUCUUUCCAUCCACGGCAAGCAGAAACAGCAAAAGCGUACUUCUACAUUCUUCGAAUUCGUCAACAGCGAACGAGGUAUUCUCAUCUGUACCGAUGUUGCCGCUCGUGGUCUCGAUAUUCCCGAGAUUGAUUACGUUGUCCAAUACGAUCCUCCUGAUGAUCCACGUGACUAUAUUCAUCGUGUCGGUCGUACUGCACGUGGUGCCAAGGCCAAAGGUCGCAGUCUGAUGUUUUUGCAGCCUUCUGAAAUGGGCUUUUUGACGCACUUGAAAGAGGCGAAAGUACCUGUUGUGGAAUUUGAGUUCCCUCAGAAGAAGAUUAUCAACGUUCAGUCGCAACUUGAGAAACUCAUCUCCCAAAACUACUACCUCAACAAAUCCGCCAAAGAAGGUUAUCGAUCAUAUAUCAACGCCUAUGCGUCUCACUCCCUCCGCUCCGUCUUUGACGUCAACAAACUGGACCUCAUCAAGAUCGCCAAAAGCUUCGGUUUCUCCACCCCGCCACGCGUCGAUAUCACCCUAGGCGCAAGCAUGAGCAGAGAUAAGAAGGUGCAGGGACGACGAACUUACGGAAGCCAGCCCAAGCAAGCCAACCGAUUCAAGCGAAAGCGUGACGAGUAA